This is a messenger RNA of Strongylocentrotus purpuratus (purple sea urchin), 1992 nucleotides long. Its product is annotated as NACHT, LRR and PYD domains-containing protein 12-like. Lineage: Eukaryota; Metazoa; Echinodermata; Echinoidea; Camarodonta; Strongylocentrotidae. The transcript is spliced from 3 exons. The record is from RefSeq and is a predicted model, not a curated record. Bases 1 to 1977 code for a protein of 658 amino acids.
AUGCAUCACCAAAGAGGGCCAUCGAGACUGCUCGAUUCACAGACCAAACCUCCUUUAGCUGAGUCUCAGACCAAACCACUUUCUCCUGAACUGGUUGAGCGGUGUGCAAAUGAUUUUAAGUUCAAGUAUAGGUCAACUCUCUGUAAGAUCAGAGCUGAUCCUCUCAAUCCUGCUUCCAUUGUGCAGUUUGACGACAUGUAUACUAAUCUUGUCUUACUAGAAGAACAUGGGACAGAGAAACAAAUGCUAGAUUACAAUGAUAUCCUUGAUCUCAAAGUCAAUGGAGAGUUCCCCAAGCGGAUCAUGGUUCAGGGAGAGGCAGGGGCUGGAAAAACUACAUUCUGUGCUAAGAUUGCCUGGGACUGGAUUGGAGAGAGGCAUUUCAGUCAUUUUGUGUGGGUCUUAAUUGUUCCUCUACGUGAAUUUAAGCAACACACUAUUGGCGAGAUUGCAAAGUCUUAUCUGGCCAAAAACAAUCCAGCAACGGUUUCUCAGAUUACUGAGUAUAUCCGGUCGAAUCCUGACAAGGUAUUCAUCGCAUUCGAUGGGCUAGAUGAAGUCAGUGGCAAAAUCAUGAAGACAAAAUCUUGUGAAAAACAGCCUACUUAUCAAAUGCAACUUCAGUCAUCACAGCCAAGUAUUACCCCCUCAGAGGCGCGUGGAAGCUCAUCUGAGACUGGUGAUAUUGGACUUGUAGAGAUUCUUUGUUCAGAUCAACUUGCCUCUUGCCCAGUCUUGGUGACCACUCGCCCAUGGAGAGCAGUAGAGAUUAGAUCAGAUGGUGAUCUAAUGAAGCUCUACACGUUCAUUCAUGUUGAGGGUUUUAACAGAGAGAAUUUGUCAGAUUACAUUCACAAAUACUUUCCAAAGAAAGAAGAUAAAGAAAAGGCAAUUCAGCUUAUCCAGUUCACCAGUGAGAAUGAUGUCAUAUCUGAAAACAUGGCCCACUAUCCUAUAUAUGUAGCCAUGUUGUGUCUUAUGUGGAAAAAGCUUGACGAGCAAAAAUUAAGGGAAAUGAAAUCACUGAAAUCUUUUUCUCAGAUAUUCCAAAAAAUGAUUGCCUUUCUAAAAGAACAUUAUGCUCAGAAAACGGAGAAGAAAGUAGGCAGCCGCUUAUUUCUUUCUUAUUUGAAAAAAAUUGAUGAGCUUCUUGGACCAAUUGCCAAACGGGCCCUCAAAGGUCUGCUAGAAAAUACCUUGAUUUUCGAUGAAGAUGAUUUUGGAAUAUGCCCAGAAUCCAAGGACACUGCCUGUCGGGUUGGGAUUUUGUCUCAGGAGGAGAGAAUUACCAUUAGCAUCGACAUUCAUGAGAAGAAUUCUCAUGUGCAAUUGCCAGUCUUCUUCCCUCACAAACUGUUUCAGGAGUACAUGGCUGGAGUCCAUCUUGCUUCCCUGUAUGAAUCAGAUCGUAACGAAUUCAACAGGCUGAUUGAGCAAGUAGUGCUGCCAAGGAAGAAGGAGUUUAGGUAUCUCCUGUACUUCACUGUGUCACAAAACAAAGGUAUUGCAACCCAUGUACUGAACUCUAUGCUUCAGGGACUAGACAUAGAUGUAGGUAUAGAGUCACCUUUCAAUGUUGGUUCAGCCUUUGGGAGUCUACAGUACACAGAUGUAGGUAGAGAGAUAUCUUUCAUUGUUGAUGUAGCCUUUGAGAGUCAGGACCCAGAUGUAGCAACCUUGGUGAAGGACAGGGUUUCAUCAGAGGCAAUUACACUGACCAUAUCCAGAAACAUGACAGCACACACUGUAGCUGGUUAUGCUUUCAUUGGACCACAUGUGGUUGCACUCAGGAUUAACAGAAGUUGUGGACCUACUAUGUCACUUGAUCUGGCAGAGAUAAUAUGCUCCAUGCCAUCCUUGAAGGAAGUUUGUCUAGGAGAUGAAUUCUGUGGCCAUCAAUGUUUUUUUGAAACACUUGCAAUGAAAGGAAAAGAAUCAAAGGUGAGCAGUUCAUCCACAACUGUGAUGUAUGUGUGAUAUUUUUAUUUAUUC